AUGCAAUAUGUUUUUACUGAAUUUCUCAUUCGACGAAUUUUACCAUCAUCACUAAUAGUUAGCAAUAAAAUGAUUCCAAAUCAAAUUAGAACUUUCUUUUCACCAAAAUUAACAACAAUGAAAUCUUCUUAUUAUACACAUGUUCAUCAACUAUCAUUGAUCGAUUGUAAUCAGUGCGAAAUGGGAAUGAUCAACUGGUAUGUUAACCUAUUUUCUUCUUUACAAUCAUUUUGUCUAGUUGAAAGUAUGUCGAAAAACAUUUAUCCAAUGACCCAUUUAACACAUGAAGUACUUCGUGAGAUAGUUUUUGAUAUGAAAUUCACUAAACUUACUGAAAUUAAAUUGAUGGUAAACGAUGGGAUGAUUCUUGAUAAACAAUUACAUUCAAAUUUGCUUCUCAAACGAUUAACUAUUUCAUUACGAACCAUCGACGAUCUUUUCGUUCUACUUGAUGGUCUUGUAGCUAAUUUGAUUGAACUUGAUGUCACUUUGUGCACUGGUCAUGCCAGUCGUCGAUUAUUAUUACCAUUCAAAUCGAAUAUUUUUCCAAUGGUUCAUUUAACAAAAUUUCUAUUGACUACGAAACAAGAAGUAGAAAUGAGAUCUGAAUAUUUGUUCAACAUUGUCAAAUUUCUUAGUCAAAUCGAUACAUUGAUAAUCGAUAUAAAAAAUUGGACCCAUCCUGAUUAUAUAUUUGUGCAGGGUCAUCAAAUUGAAAUGAUUAUUGAUCAGUUCAUGCCUCGUCUUCAACAUUUCUAUUGUUAUAUUCGAACGGAAUGUCAUAUUGAUAUGACGACUUUUGUUGGAUUUAAUCAACGAUGGCAAAUUGCAUGUGGAAUGACGUCCAACGAUUUUUACAGUCAUUUGUAUACAGUACCUUGGUCAUUCAAAGAAUUGAAAACAUCAAUGUUGGCCAAUGAGGAUACAAUGAGUAUUUGUCCCAAUGUUCUUGAUCUUACAGUUGAUAAAUCAUGUUCAAAUUUAUCUCAACGCUUCCCGAAAAUCAAUACACUCACAGUUUUAUGUAAAUGUGAGUUUAGUUCUAGUAAUUUUCCUCGACUUCGUCAUCUUACAAUUAGAAAUAUUGAAGUUGUUUCAAUGAUUGGAUCACACAUUCAUACAUUGACAUUAAUUGAAAUGCCUAGAUCUGCUACGCAUUCGUCUAUUUAUACAAAUAUACUUCAUUUAAUUCUCGACAAUAUUCAAAUAUCUUCAUUGCAAACCAUAAUGGUUCUUGUUCGAUAUUUUCCCAAUCUUUGUUCACUAAAAAUUCAAUUUGAAAUGAGCAAAGACUAUUUUGAUAGUCUCGAUGUAUUACUUGAUCAUCAACAUCUUCCUCAUCUCAUGCUACUUAAAACAAACUGGAUCAAUGAAAAUAAUAAUAUACAACCCGAAAUCAAAUCCUGGAUUAUUGAAAAAACAAUAUUAAAAUGGAGAUCGAAACCAUUUUUGGCUUUUCGUCAAGAUAAUAAUUGGAUUGUUUGGCUUUGA
Molecule: messenger RNA, 1491 nt
Organism: Rotaria sp. Silwood1
Lineage: Eukaryota; Metazoa; Rotifera; Eurotatoria; Philodinida; Philodinidae
Source: the annotation of a GenBank genome assembly